Molecule: messenger RNA, 1030 nt
Organism: Salvelinus fontinalis (brook trout)
Lineage: Eukaryota; Metazoa; Chordata; Actinopteri; Salmoniformes; Salmonidae
Product: ubiquitin-conjugating enzyme E2 D4-like
Exons: 7
Coding region: 3-596 (197 amino acids)
Biological process (GO): ubiquitin-dependent protein catabolic process; protein polyubiquitination
Cellular component (GO): nucleus
Molecular function (GO): ubiquitin conjugating enzyme activity
Source: RefSeq, a predicted model, not a curated record
GAAUGCACCGCGGUUUGCUUCCUCGAACAAAAAGCGGAAACAAAAUAAAUUAUACAUAUCUCAAAACUAAUUUUUGUGAGCUGAGCCGAGAAACGGGUAUACAACUGACAGUGUCCCGUCGUUACACCAUACAUUUGAAGCAGGGGGCUGACAUGGCUUUGAAAAGAAUACAGAAGGAGUUGCAUGACUUGCAAAGGGACCCUCCUGCUCAAUGCUCAGCUGGACCAGUUGGAGAGGACUUGUUUCAUUGGCAAGCCACCAUCAUGGGACCUACUGACAGCCCAUAUCAGGGAGGAGUGUUCUUCCUCACCAUCCACUUCCCUACAGACUAUCCCUUCAAACCACCAAAGGUAGCCUUCACAACGAAAAUCUAUCACCCAAACAUAAACAGUAAUGGUAGCAUCUGUCUGGACAUUCUGAGGUCACAGUGGUCCCCAGCACUUACAGUUUCGAAAGUUUUAUUGUCCAUAUGUUCUUUGCUAUGUGACCCAAACCCAGAUGACCCGCUAGUCCCAGACAUAGCACACAUCUACAAGCAGGACAAAGAAAAGUACAACAGAUUAGCAAGAGAUUGGACUCAAAAGUAUGCAAUGUAAAGGACUGAAGUUUGAGACAACGGAAAAAGCUUAAGCCAUUUCAUUUCCUGGACACCUCUGAAAACAAAGUACUGUUGCCACCCCUCAUCCACACUUGUUCAAGAAAGUGUUUUAUAUGGGAAGCACUUUCUAUGCCCAAAUUAACUGUUUUUAUGCUUUGAACUCAUUAUUUUCUUUGACAUUCCCAAUGUUAUAUAAAUUAUUAUUCAGUUAUGGCUGAGAUGGCCAUAAAGAUUUAAAAAUAUAUAUAUAUAUAUAUAUAUAUAUAUAUAUAUAUAUAUAUAUAUAUAUAUAUAUAUAUAUAUAUAUGAAUCAAGUCCACCCCCAUCCCUCAUCUUAUAGGUAAUUUUUUCUUUCUUUUAGAUAUUUUUAUUGUAUAGUAUCAAGCUAUACUUAAUCUAUUUUUAUUAUUUUGCAUUAAAAAGUAAAACAAA